ACAAUGUGUGAGAGCCGAGAAGGGAUUAUUGUGCAUUCUUGAGCGCUACAGAGGAGAGAGAGAAAGAGCGCAUUUCACUGUGCGAUAAACAGCGGUUGAGCUGCUGAGAGGAGAGGAGACGUUCGGACACAUUGCUUCUCUACUUGGAAAAUAUAUGGUCUAAUUCAGCAGAACUGUCCAUCAGGUCCUAUACAUCUCAAGGAUUAUACUUUCAAUUCCUCCUUGUGUAGCCUAUUACGGAGAGCACGCACGCCCGGAGGAGAGUAGAGGUGGACAUCGGGACUGAGAAGGAAAGGAAUUGUAUUCUUUCUGAAGUGGAUCGAGAGAACCAAGUGGUUGCUAUUUUCGAAGACAGAAAUGCCAAUGACCAGGGGACCUAGAGAGACUGUCACUAUGAUUGUGUGAGCUCCUAGCCAUCGAGCGGAGUGGGAGUGUCGGUAGGAGAACAGAGGCGAGAGGAGUGCCAAAACCUGGACUAUGGCGCCGCACCACCGGCGGGCAGAAUAUCCCCUCGCCAGGGGGGCCGUGCUUAUCCUGCUCCUGGGCUGUCUGGCCCUGCCAUCACCAUCCCAUGCAGACAGCAUGCCCAGUUUCAUCAAGUCUCCAGAUGACCAGACAGGUAUUUCGGGAGGCGUGGCAUCCUUCGUAUGCCAGGCGGUGGGCGAUCCCAAGCCACGCAUCACUUGGAUGAAGAAGGGCAAGAAAGUCAGCUCUCAGCGCUUUGAGGUGAUAGAGUUUGAUGACGGCUCAGGGUCCGUCCUGCGUAUCCAGCCCCUGAGAACCCACAGGGACGAGGCCAUCUAUGAGUGCACUGCCAUUAACAGUGUGGGAGAGAUCAACACCAGCGCCAAACUCACCGUCCUGGAAGAGGACCAGAUUCCCCAUGGGUUCCCCACCAUAGAUAUGGGACCCCAGCUGAAGGUAGUAGAGCGGACCCGUACAGCCACCAUGCUGUGUGCUGCUAGUGGCAACCCCGACCCAGAGAUCUCCUGGUUCAAGGACUUCCUCCCUGUAGAUAUCAACAGCAGCAACGGAAGAAUCAAACAGCUCCGCUCAGGUGGUACACCAAUCAGAGGAGCUCUCCAAAUAGAAAACAGCGAGGAGUCGGACCAGGGCAAGUACGAGUGUGUGGCGGUCAACAGCGCCGGGACCCGCUACUCGGCUCCGGCCAACCUAUACGUGAGAGAUCAACGAGAAGUGAGGCGUGUGCCACCCCGGUUCUCCAUCCCUCCCAACAACCACGAGGUGAUGCCGGGUGGCAGCGUGAACCUGACGUGCGUGGCGGUGGGAGCACCCAUGCCCUACGUCAAGUGGAUGAUGGGGGUGGUAGAGCUGACUAAGGAAGAAGAGAUGCCCAUUGGGAGGAAUGUUUUGGAGGUCACCAACAUUCGCCAGUCUGCCAACUACACCUGCGUGGCGAUAUCGUCGCUUGGUAUGAUCGAGACCACUGCACAGAUCACCGUCAAAGCCCUGCCCAAGCCCCCCACCUCCCUGAUUGUGACUGAGACCACAGCCACCAGCGUCACUCUGACCUGGGACUCUGGGAACCCUGAGCCUGUGUCCUACUACGUCAUCCAGUACCGGGCCAAGGUCUCUGACAACGGCUUCCAGGAGGUCGACGGAGUAGCCACCACACGCUACAGCAUCGGAGGGCUCAGCCCCUACUCUGAGUACGAGUUCCACGUCAUGGCGGUGAACAACAUUGGGCGUGGCCCUCCCAGCAGCCUCGUGGACACCAGGACCAGUGAGCAGGCUCCCUCCUCUCCACCGCUGGCUGUACAGGCUCGCAUGCUCAGCGCAUCCACUAUGCUGGUCCAAUGGGAGCCUCCCGAGGAGCCUAAUGGACAGAUCAGAGGUUACCGGGUGUACUAUAGCUCUGACCUCGGAGCCCCGCUGAGUGCGUGGCACAAGCAUAACACCGAUGACAGCAGACUGACCACCAUCUCAGGGUUGACCACAGAUAUCACCUACAGCCUCAGGGUGCUGGGGUUCACCUCUGUAGGGGACGGACCUCCGUCUGAUGUACUGCAGGUCAAGACCCAGCAGGGAGUACCAGCCCAGCCAUCUAGCUUCGAGGCAGAGGCAGAGUUGGACACCCGCAUCAUGUUGUCGUGGCUGUGGCCUGUCCAGGACCAGAUCACCAAGUACGAGCUCAUGUACUGGGAGGCUAACUCUGGCAAUAAGCUCCAUGUGACCUUCCCUCCAGCGGGGUCCUAUGCUGUGGAGGGUCUGAAGCCAGACACCCUCUACAUGUUCUCCCUGGCUGCUCGCUCUGAGAUGGGUCUUGGCGUCUACACCCAACUUAUUGAGGCCAGGACUGCCCAGUCCAUGCCCGGAGCCCCUCCCAGGAAGGUGGAGGCUGAUGCCCUGAACUCUACAGCCCUGAGGGUGAUGUGGAAGCCCCCCCUCCAGGUGAAACAGCACGGGCAGAUCAGGGGGUACCAGGUGGUCUUCUCACGACUGGAGAACGGAGCGCCACGAGGCCAGCCCAAUAUCAUGGACGUCUCCCUACCCGAGGCACAGUGGAACGUUGAGGAUUCGACGGACUAUGAGACUGUCAUAACAGGCCUGCUCCCUGAGACCACCUACUCUGUCACUGUGGCAGCCUAUACCACCAAGGGGGAUGGGGCACGCAGUAAGGCCAAGGUGGUCACCACAACAGGAGCAGUCCCAGGCAGGCCCACUAUGAUGAUCAGCACCACCAUCGGUAACACAGCCCUCAUCCAGUGGCAACCUCCGAAGGAGAUGGUGGGAGAGCACAUGGGCUACCAGCUGCAGUACAAACGUAUGGAGGAGUCGUCGUUCACCGUAAAAGACUUCAAGAAGAUAGAAGACCACUUUACCGUCACCGGACUGCACAAGGGCGCCACCUACGUCUUCAAGCUCUGUGCCAAAAACCGGGUGGGCAACGGGGAGGAGUACACGAAGGAGAUUACCACGCCGGACGAUGUGCCCAGUAGCUAUCCCCAGAAUCUGAGCGUUGUGGGUCUGACCACCACCACCACCAAGCUGGCCUGGGAGCCUCCGGUGCUGGCUGAGAGGAACGGGAAGAUUGUCCAGUACGUUGUGGUGUACAGAGAUAUCAACAGCCAGCAGAACCACACCAACAGCACGACAGAGUCCCAGAUGACCAUCAUGGGGCUGCAGCCUGAUACAACCUAUGAUAUCAGAAUCAGGGCAUUCACCAGCAAGGGAGGGGGACCAAUCAGUCCUAGUAUACAGAGCAGGACCAUGUCUACCGCCAUGCCAGAGUUCACCAAAAACUUUGGUGUGAAAGCCGUGAUGAAGACGUCAGUGCUGCUGACUUGGGAAGUGCCAGAAACAUACAAGUCUCAAGUGCCUUUCAAAAUCCUGUAUAACCAGCAGAGUGUGGAGGUGCAGGGGAACCUGAAGAGGAAGCUGAUCACGAGGCUGCAGCCAGACACAGACUACAGCUUUGUGUUGAUGUCUAGAGGGAACAGUGCUGGGGGUUUACAGCAACAGGUCUCCAUCAGGACCGCCCCCAACCUGCUCAAGACCAAACCCAUCCAAUACCAACACCACCCAGAGGAGGGGGGCAAGCUCACCAUCACCCUACCCAGAGUCCCCACCACCGCCCCGGUCAGAUGGUACUACAUAGUGGUGGUUCCUGUCACACCAGCCACACUACGUAGGUGGGAGAACCCUGAAGAUAUGGACCUGGAUGAGCUCCUGGAGGCUAGUUCUGACCAGAGCCUGAAGAGGAGACAGACCCAAGAGUUCCUCAGACCCUACAUCGCUGCCAAGAUGGACGCUCUGCCAGACACCUUCCCUCUAGGAGACGAGAAGCAGUACAACGGCUUCUACAACAAGCCUCUACCGGGCCAGCAGCAGUACCUCUGUUUCGUCCUGGCUGCCCUCAAGGACCACGGAUCUCAGAAGACGUUUGCGGCCAGCCCGUACUCGGACCCCAUCACAGUGAAGCUCCACAGCGGUAUGGCUCGCCAUGCUGAGGACCCAGAGAUGCUGUGGGUCAUGGGCCCUGUCCUGGCCGUCGUACUCAUCAUCGUCAUCGUCAUCGCCAUCCUGCUCUUCAAGAGCAAACAAGAAAGGAAACGAGCAUCUCCCUCUGCCAAGGAUGAACACUCUGCUGGGGUGAAGGACUCUCUGCUGGCCCACUCCUCUGACCCUGUGGAGAUGAGACGACUUAACUACCAGACACAAGGUUCCAGUGCCCUCAGUUGUCCGAACACUCCAAGGAUGAUGGAGCACCCUCUCAUCUCCACAGCUGAUCUGUCUGACCACAUUGAGCGACUCAAGGCCAACGACGGACUCCGCUUCUCACAGGAGUAUGAGUCUGUAGACCCUGGCCAGCAGUUCACGUGGGAACACUCUAACCUGGAAGUUAACAAGCCAAAGAACCGCUAUGCAAAUGUCAUCGCCUACGACCACUCCAGGGUCAUCCUCACCUCCAUCGACGGAGUGCCAGGUAGCGACUACAUCAACGCUAACUACAUAGACGGCUACAGGAAGCAGAACGACUACAUCGCUACACAGGGCCCACUUCCUGAAACCCUGAGUGACUUCUGGAGGAUGGUGUGGGAGCAGAGAACCAACACUAUCGUCAUGAUGACCAGACUGGAGGAGAAGUCACGGGUGAAGUGUGACCAGUACUGGCCCAGCCGGGGUACAGAGACCUAUGGGAUGAUCCAGGUGACCAUGUUGGACACUGUGGAGCUGGCUACCUAUAGCGUACGCACCUUCACCCUCUAUAAGAAUGGCUCCAGUGAGAAGAGAGAGGUUCGUCAGUUCCAGUUCAUGGCCUGGCCGGACCAUGGAGUGCCUGAGUACCCUACUCCCACCCUGGCCUUUCUGCGCAGGGUCAAGGCCUGCAACCCCACAGAUGCAGGGCCCAUGGUGGUCCACUGCAGUGCUGGUGUAGGGCGGACCGGUUGCUUCAUCGUGAUCGAAGCCAUGCUGGAGCGUAUGAAGCAUGAGAAGUCUGUGGAUAUCUACGGUCAUGUGACGUGUAUGAGAGCUCAGAGGAACUACAUGGUGCAGACGGAGGACCAGUACAUCUUCAUCCACGAGGCCCUGCUAGAGGCAGCCACCUGCGGUAACACAGAGGUCCCUGCACGCAACCUGUACGCACACAUCCAGAAACUCACCCAGGUCACGCCCGGAGGCACCGUUUCCACCAUGGAGCUAGAGUUCAAGAAACUGUCUAACUCUAAAGCACAUACCUCAAGAUUCAUCAGUGCCAACCUCCCCUGCAACAAGUUCAAGAACCGGCUGGUGAAUAUCAUGCCUUUUGAGUCCACCCGCGUGUAUCUGCAGCCUAUCAGAGGUGUGGAGGGCUCCGACUACAUUAACGCCAGCUUCAUCGAUGGAUACAGGCAACAGAAGGCCUACAUAGCCACCCAGGGCCCGCUAGCAGAGACCACAGAGGACUUCUGGAGGAUGCUGUGGGAACACAACUCUACCAUCGUCGUCAUGCUCACCAAACUCAGAGAGAUGGGACGGGAAAAGUGCCAUCAGUACUGGCCUGCUGAACGCUCUGCUAGGUACCAGUACUUUGUAGUGGACCCCAUGGCUGAGUACAACAUGCCCCAGUACAUCCUCCGAGAGUUCAAGGUCACAGACGCCAGGGAUGGCCAGUCUAGGACCAUUCGGCAGUUCCAGUUCACUGAUUGGCCAGAACAAGGGGUGCCAAAAACUGGAGAGGGCUUUAUCGACUUCAUUGGCCAAGUGCAUAAAACCAAGGAACAGUUCGGACAGGAUGGACCCAUCUCUGUGCACUGCAGUGCUGGUGUUGGGCGGACUGGCGUGUUCAUCACCCUGAGUAUCGUGCUGGAGAGGAUGAGGUACGAGGGGGUGGUGGACAUCUUCCAUACCGCCAAAACACUGAGGACCCAGAGACCUGCCAUGGUGCAGACAGAGGACCAGUACCAGCUGUGCUACAGGGCAGCUCUGGAGUACCUUGGCAGCUUUGACCACUAUGCAACAUAAUCACUCUCAGAAUGCACUGGGACUCCUGGGGUUCCGGAGCGCCGCCAGUGUCCCUUCUGAGCCAUAUACACCCUGCUGACAAAGUCCAGAAACUGCCUGAGGGGAGAAGGGAGGGGGGAGGGGUGAGGAGGAGAGGGAGAGAGCACACGUCUGACUGGGCGACCUUCAAUCAGGUGGAGCAGUACUCCUGGACUGACUGGCAUAAUAAACCUGCUUUAAAACCCUCCACUACUAAAAUCUACCCCCCAAGAAAUGAUCUAAAUGCUUCAGUGUGCUUCAUUCUGACGUCUCUAUACGUAAUGCUCACACCAUAAAAUCACUAUUUCUGCCUCCUACUGCUGAUAUAGAAACGGUUAUUUUUCUGCUUUUAUUAUGCAUCAACAUCAAUAUUAUUACCCAUUAUGUGAUUAUUAUUAUUUUGAAUUUAUUUUCUAAUCAUUUAUACUCUGGUUAUUUUAUGUCAAACGUGUCUUAUUUUAAAUUAAUUACUUGUCUUUUUUUGCACAAGGGACAUUAAUUUUUAACAUGCUCCGAGUUAUUCUUAAUACUGGAGACAUAUGCACACUCAGAGCUGCUAAUAAUAAUUUUAUUUUUUACCAUAAUUAUAAUAUUCUAAAGUUCGCUAUUCUCUGGUCGUAUUCAGUGGUAUAUGGGGGACAAUCUUUUAUAUGCCUUUCCACUUCCUGGUACUUUACAAAACGACUAGCCAUCUCCACAAAAAGAGAUAAAACACAUACACCAGAGUUAGUGGACUACUAUAAAAUAAACCUAUAUACAGUGCAUUUGGAAAGUUCAGACCACUUGACUUUUUUCACAUUUUGUUACGUUACACCCCUAUUCUAGAAUGGAAUAAAUUCCCCCCCCCCCCCCCCCCCCCCCCCC
This is a messenger RNA of Salvelinus fontinalis (brook trout), 6849 nucleotides long. RefSeq names its product protein tyrosine phosphatase receptor type Fa (gene ptprfa). Lineage: Eukaryota; Metazoa; Chordata; Actinopteri; Salmoniformes; Salmonidae. Gene Ontology annotation, molecular function: protein tyrosine phosphatase activity; protein binding. Gene Ontology annotation, biological process: protein dephosphorylation. The record is from RefSeq and is a predicted model, not a curated record.